Messenger RNA from Teleopsis dalmanni, 1469 nucleotides. RefSeq names its product UDP-glycosyltransferase UGT4-like. The transcript is spliced from 5 exons. Gene Ontology annotation, molecular function: UDP-glycosyltransferase activity. Bases 289 to 1320 code for a protein of 343 amino acids. The record is from RefSeq and is a predicted model, not a curated record. Lineage: Eukaryota; Metazoa; Arthropoda; Insecta; Diptera; Diopsidae.
AGUAUUUAAAUUUGAUUGCGCUAAGGUAGAAAGCUUUCGUGAUCAGAAAAAAAAUAGUUUAAAUUUAUUUUCAUUUCGGUCGGUUGUAAUCGAAACAUAAUUUUCAGUUGUUGGUGCUCGAGAGCCGUAUCUUACAAUCAUUCUACGCGCGAACUUUUGUCGGUUGACAACGGUUUUCAGUCUGCUAACGCGCUAGUCCAUCGACAGUAAAAUUAUUGGAUUUGGUUUAUAAAGGGACUUCCAACUAAACUGUGUUGUAGUGCAAAGAAAACUUUUCGAAUAAAAAAUAUGAUUAUUAAGUCAGUGUUUACACUAUGCUUCAUUGGCGUGUUGACUUUACUAGCCCCUGAAGUAAAAAGUGCUAAUAUAUUAGCGGUCUAUGCAUUUCCUGGUAAAAGUCAUUUCAUGAUGCAUAGAACACUCAUUAAAGAACUUAUAAAUCGUGGACAUCAGGUUACUAUGGUUACAGCAUUUUCUCUGGAAGAUCUAAAACUUGGCGAUAAUUAUACCGAAAUUCUUAUAGAACCUGUAUAUGAUUUUUGGGACGAUAUUAAAAAACAUUUUGGCGCUACAAACCUAUUCGAAUUGACUAGCAUGACAGUUUUUGACUUUCUCAAAAUGCUUGAAAUAUUGGGAGUUGCCACUACUGAGCACGCAUUACGUCAACAGAAAGUGGUGGCUUUAAUAAACGCAAAGAAAACUGAAGGUGUAUACGAUCUACUCCUGGCAGAACAAUUUUAUCAAGAAGCAUUCCUAGCAUUGGCCAAAGUCUAUAACAUACCGGUUGUAACUACUAGCACACUUGGUUUUGAGAAUCACAUGAGUCAAAUAAUGGGAGUUUUGACACCCUGGUCACAUGUACCACAUGGUUUUUUGCCAUUUUUAGAUCGAAUGACAUUCACGGAACGUCUGAAGAACAGUUUCUAUUCAUUAUACGAGGAUUUGGAUCGGGAAUAUAAUUACUUUCCAAAAAUGGAUGAACUCGUUCAGACAUAUUUUUCAAAAGCAUUAGCUAACUUAGAUGAAAUACCUAAAGUUACUCAAAUGGAAAAGAAUAUUUCGGCUUUGUUACUGAACAGUUACGUGCCGUUGACUACACCACGUCCUACUGUUGCCGCGAUGAUAUCAGUGGGUGGUCUACACAUUUACCCGUCCAAACCUUUGCCAGAGGAUUUGCAAACGUUUCUAGAUGAAGCAGAGUAUGGCGCUAUAUACUUUGCUUUAGGUAAGCAAAUUCUCACUACCAACUUUACUGUAAUUCUAGUAUCUGUAUCUCAUGUUGUUCUUGUUGUUGUUGUUGUUAUUGUAUUUUGUGGGUAAUUUAAAAUGAUAACACAACAUGACGCAGCAUUUUAUUAUCUCACACGUUCAUCGGUGAAUGGUAAAGUAUAUUUCUGAAUUACUUAACCGAGACUCAGAGCAGUUGUUUGUGUUUUUUGAAGGGCCGCACUUGAUGAUUGCAUUUGUGA